Molecule: messenger RNA, 645 nt
Organism: Melampsora larici-populina 98AG31
Lineage: Eukaryota; Fungi; Basidiomycota; Pucciniomycetes; Pucciniales; Melampsoraceae
Exons: 3
Coding region: 1-645 (214 amino acids)
Source: RefSeq, a predicted model, not a curated record
AUGGCCCCAGCAACGCAACCACCUGACCAAUAUUUCGAAUCCAUUCCCUCGGUGCCUUCCAAUCCACAAUGGAAAUGCCUGGUCUGCAAACGGCAGAUGGGCACUUACGGCGCACACUCUCGAUCCAAAGCUCACCUCGAAGCGGUGGCUCGUUACGAGGCCCGUCUAGCAGCGGAAAACCAGAUGAUACCUGGACUCAAUGACAACCAUCAACAAUCCCGAAACACUACACCCUCCCCGCCACAUCAAGAGGACGUUUUCGGGGACGAUGAGGCCGUUUUCGAUACCGAGAUACGACCACCUUCUCCCCCCCUCUCGUACCUCCGUGCCUUCGAAUUUGCGCAGGAAAAUAAGUCAAGUGACUCCGAAGACUCUGACCGCGAAAUUGACCUCCACAAGCUUGCCGAAGCUAUUGCAGCCAUGGAGGACGCUGACAUGGGUCCUCAUGAUGAGGCAGCGGAUGAAGCCGCUCUUGAGGCUGAUCUGCGUAGCGGUCAGCUCCCGGAUUCUUCCGAGUGGUACCCUUUCAAAAAAAAAGAAGAUCAACUCGAAACAUUCUAUCCCGGGCCCAAUACCACCGUAUACGCUCCAUCUUGGACAUAUGCAAUGUGCGACUGCCGGAGUGGGGUGCUCUACGUGCCUUGA